Acinonyx jubatus (cheetah) is the source of this 2341-nucleotide messenger RNA. RefSeq names its product retinoid X receptor alpha (gene RXRA). Gene Ontology annotation, cellular component: nucleus; RNA polymerase II transcription regulator complex. The transcript has 10 exons. NCBI's taxonomy places the organism in Eukaryota, Metazoa, Chordata, Mammalia, Carnivora, Felidae. The record is from RefSeq and is a predicted model, not a curated record. Gene Ontology annotation, molecular function: retinoic acid-responsive element binding; zinc ion binding; nuclear receptor activity. Gene Ontology annotation, biological process: negative regulation of transcription by RNA polymerase II; anatomical structure development; positive regulation of transcription by RNA polymerase II. Bases 871 to 2301 code for a protein of 476 amino acids.
GAGAGUUAGGGCAAAACACUUCGGGGUGAGCUGCUCGUAAUGGGGAAAUGGUGAGCCUUAGGAAUGGCUGGGCAUCGUAGGGGGCGGCGGGGGCAUGCUGUCACCACCCGAGGCCAAGCCAGGCUCUUCUUGGGCUCUGACCUCCCCUGCCUGGAACACUCCAUGGCUCCCCAUUGCCCCCAGCAUGGAGGCCAGGCCUCUGCUCAGUGUCGCGUGGCUCCGUAGCCUCUCCGGCCUCAUGAAGCACCACUCUCCUUCCUCGCCUUCUCGUGUUUGUAGCUUGCUGGCGAAGGCCGUCCUGUGUGAGGAGUGAGUGCCAGCUCUGAGGUGGGGGCUGUGUGGCCCUGGGUUGGCAGAUUUGCCUGUCUGGCCUUCAGUUUCCUCACCUGUAAACCGCCUGGGGAGGCUUCACGGAAAAGGUAUUGUUGUAGUUGGGUUUUGAGGCACAAAUAGGAGUUUGCUGGGUAGGCUUGGGAAGGGAGUCCAGGUAGAGAGAAGGGGUGGACUCUCCCUGGGGAUUUCUGGCUCCAGCCAAGGGUGUGGGGAGGGGAUGCCCGUGUGGACGGGCAUUCUCCCUGGAGAACUUCGGAAGGAUCUGACUGCGUGGCCGGGCCGCUGCGGCUUGCCCCUUGCUGGCUGGGUUACAGGUCUGUCUGUGCUGGUGAGGAACUAUGGGAGCAUUGGUUUGGGGGUGGAGGGGUUGGUCAGCUGGUCUGGGAAUAAUUAACCCUGUGAGGAGUCAAGGGUGGCGGUAGGCCUGGCUCUCACCUGGUGGACCCCGUUCCGGCUGUAGGCAGCCCCUCGGAGCUGGUUGCCCGCUGGCCUCAUGUCCCCUCUGCCUCCAGGCCCUGACAUGUCCCUGUCUGGAGCAUGACCCACGCUGGCCCACCGCGUGUUACACCAGCUCAGAGCUCUGGUUCCUGGGAUUUCUCCACCCAGGUGAACUCCUCUUCCCUCAACUCCCCCACGGGGCGUGGCUCCAUGGCCGCCCCCUCACUGCACCCCUCUCUCGGGCCCGGCAUCGGCUCCUCGCUCGGCUCCCCCGGCCAGCUGCACUCGCCCAUCAGCACCCUGAGCCCCCCCAUCAACGGCAUGGGCCCACCAUUCUCGGUCAUCAGCUCCCCCAUGGGCCCCCACUCCAUGUCAGUGCCCACCACGCCCACCCUGGGCUUCGGCACCAGCAGCCCCCAGCUCAGCUCGCCCAUGAACCCCGUCAGCAGCAGCGAGGACAUCAAGCCCCCGCUGGGCCUCAAUGGUGUCCUCAAAGUCCCGGCCCACCCCUCAGGGAACAUGGCGUCCUUCACCAAGCACAUCUGUGCCAUCUGCGGGGACCGCUCCUCAGGCAAGCACUACGGCGUGUACAGCUGCGAGGGCUGCAAGGGCUUCUUCAAGCGGACGGUGCGCAAGGACCUGACCUACACCUGCCGGGACAACAAGGACUGUCUGAUCGACAAGCGGCAACGCAACCGCUGCCAGUACUGCCGCUACCAGAAGUGCCUGGCCAUGGGCAUGAAGCGCGAAGCCGUGCAGGAGGAGAGGCAGCGGGGCAAGGACCGGAAUGAGAACGAGGUGGAGUCCACCAGCAGUGCCAACGAGGACAUGCCGGUGGAGAAGAUUCUGGAGGCGGAGCUGGCCGUCGAGCCCAAGACCGAGACGUACGUGGACGCGAACAUGGGGCUGAACCCCAACUCGCCCAACGACCCCGUCACUAACAUCUGCCAGGCGGCGGACAAGCAGCUCUUUACCCUGGUCGAGUGGGCCAAGCGGAUCCCGCACUUCUCAGAGCUGCCCCUGGACGACCAGGUCAUCCUGCUGAGGGCAGGCUGGAACGAGCUGCUCAUCGCCUCCUUCUCCCACCGGUCCAUCGCCGUGAAGGACGGGAUCCUCCUGGCCACCGGGCUGCACGUCCACCGGAACAGCGCCCACAGCGCCGGGGUGGGCGCUAUCUUUGACAGGGUGCUGACGGAGCUCGUGUCCAAGAUGCGGGACAUGCAGAUGGACAAGACGGAGCUGGGCUGCCUGCGCGCCAUCGUCCUCUUCAACCCCGACUCCAAGGGGCUCUCGAACCCGGCGGAGGUGGAGGCCCUGCGGGAGAAGGUCUACGCGUCUCUGGAGGCAUACUGCAAGCACAAAUACCCUGAGCAGCCGGGAAGGUUCGCCAAGCUGCUGCUGCGCCUUCCUGCUCUGCGCUCCAUCGGCCUCAAGUGCCUGGAACACCUUUUUUUCUUCAAACUCAUCGGGGACACGCCCAUCGACACCUUCCUCAUGGAGAUGCUGGAAGCUCCGCACCAAAUGACUUAGGCCCGCGGCCCGUCCUUCGCGCCCGCCUGCCCGCGCCCCC